GAUUACAAGAAACUAUUAAUGAAAAUGGAUGGCUGACGGGAGAAGGACAUUCAUGAAAAGAUUAACUAAAGUAGUUCGGUCUGGGCAUGGGGGGAGAAUGGGUAGCAUCAGUGCCAAGGAAGAGCCUGUUAUAACAGAUCGUUUGAAGGCCGAGGACUUUGUUUUUACAAAGACUUUUCGUUAUGGCUUUCCGUAUCAACCAACUUGUAUUGCAUACGAUCCUGUUCAGAGUAUUCUCGCUCUUGGAGCUUUCGAUGGCUCUCUUCGCCUAUUGGGACGAGCUGGUGUGGAAUGCCACGUUCAACAUGACAGUAGUGCCGCUGUCCGAGAACUUAUAUUCCUCAUAAAUGAGGGAGCUUUGAUAAGUCUUUGUGAAGAUGACUACAUUCACUUGUGGAAUUUGCGACAAGCCCAACCUGCCCUUGUGCAAUCCUUGCGGUUUAAUCGUGAGAAAUUAACGUGCAUGCACCUUCCAUUUUCUUCAAAGUGGCUGUAUGUUGGUACAGAAAAGGGAAAUAUUCAUGUUGUAAAUAUUGAGAGCUUUGAGCUAUCAGGAUACACAAUAAAUUGGAAUAAAGUAAUUGAAAUAAAAUGUAAGUCCCACCCAGGUCCAGUUGUACAUAUAAGUGGUAAUCCAGUGGACCCAAAUAAGUUGCUUCUAGGUUUUGAGUCUGGCACUGUUGUUGUUUGGUCCCUCAGAGGGAAGGUUGUAGAACAUAGAUGUGUCUAUUCUCAGCCAAUGACCUCAGCAUAUUGGUUGAAUGAUGGAAAACAGUUCAUUUGCUCUCACGGUAAUGGUACUUUAACAGUAUGGAAUCUCAAAAACAGUGACAAACCAGUUGAGACAUUAACUCCACAUGGUAAGAGUGACAAAGGAAGACCAUGUCAACCCAUUUUCAAGGUGCAGUGGUUGGCAGUCAGUUCAGGAGACCCAUUGAUGAUAUUCUCAGGAGGGACGUGUAGCAGCAAGAAGAAAGCACUGACAUUAAUGCAAGGAAGUCGCUCCAUAAAAGUUCUGUGCACAGACACUGUGGUGGACUUUGUUUGUAUCAAUUCUACUCCAUGGGGAGAAGAUGUACAAGAUCCUAAAGCUUUGGUUGUGUUAACUCCUGUGAAGCUGAUGGUGUUUGACUUACUCUCAAGUUCUGCAAAGUCUGCUGCAAUGGAAGUACCUUACACAUUCAACAUCCAUGAGUCUCCAGUCACUUGUACACAAUUUUACAAUGAGUGCCCAAGGGACUUAAUUGUGGCAUUGGGGUCAACAGCUAGCAGUCGCACACGAAAAAGACAGUUGCAAAGGGGAGAAAGUACUCAGGCCUGGCCUAUAGCUGGAGGUCUUGUGGGAGAAGCUCCAGAGAAGAGCACCACUGAGCUCAUAAUUACUGGUCAUUCUGAUGGAUCUAUAAAGUUCUGGGAAGGUUCAUCAGCGGUCUUAAAAUGUCUCUACAAACUUUCAACAAGUAAAAUUUUUGAAAAGAGCACAAAUGCAGUCGAGAGCGGUGACGCCAAUGGCCAUUCUGAAGGCAGUAGUAGCGGUGAACAUUCUCCACCCUCCGUGGUCGACAUUGAUUGCUAUGCUGUCAACAUGGUAGAACUGUGUGUUCGAAGUCGGACACUUCUGGUGGCUGGCACCAGCCAUGUUAUAGUUUAUCAGUUCAGCCUUGUUGAAGAGACAUUAGAAUUAGUGCAACUUGACGUCAAUCUUCUGUUUGACACGGGUAUGGAUGGGUCACCAGACUCCGACCUGUUCAGUCCUACUGAAGAUAAAGGAGAGGGACAGGCACACAGUCCUACGCCACUCUCUAUGACUGUGAACUGUCCCACCCUAACUUGCAAAACUGGUUUGUACAAGAGAUCGCCAGGAUUCCAACCCACACUCUGUUGCAUGAUUCCAUCAGUGAGCUGUGAUAUCGUGCCUCUCAGCAACAUGGCAAUUAGCUCAGAGUUUGGAGUCAUAUCCAUCAGCAAUGGGCCGUCAUUAGCACUGGUUGACACAGUUCAAAAGAAACUUAUUACUUUGUUGUCAGCUCAAGACAUGUCUGCUGUGACAGAAUCGCCAUCGUCAUCUGCCAAUUCUGUUACAACUCCUGUGACAACUGGCACCCCCAUUACAUUUACCAUGAACACUGAUGGUUCAGGGGGGGAAUUCCACGUAGAUCUUAGUUCAAAAUCAGAGAAAAGGAAGAGCCGUCCUCCUCGCCCACCUCCCCUGGCGAGGCGGCUCAGCAAGCCUGGUGGUGACGGACAGGGCGAAAGUGAUGCUGUCGAUGGGAUUCGACAAAGAUCAAGUAGUGUUGCGAACAUGGAUAGUGGCCCCCCUGACAGCAUCAGCUGUGUGCGCUUUGCGUGCACUUUUACCAGAAAGAAUGACAAUUUGAUCAGCCCCUGUCUGUGGGUUGGAACAGCCCUCGGAAAUGUUUUUGUUGUUGUUUUGAACUUGCCCGUUGGAGAUCAGAGAGAGUCACAGCCGGUAUUAACAAUUACAACAGGAACGCUAUGUCAGCCUAAAGCCGGUAUGAUCCUGAGCAUAGAUAUACUGGAUGGCCAAGGACAUCUCUUUCCAUCACCAUUUCAUUUCUGGAAGGAAAACGAUUCACACCAUAAUAAGAGAAACUCUUUGUUAACAAGAGAAGUUUUCGAUAGGCAUUUUGUUGCUAUCUGUACAGAAAGAGAAGCCAAGGUUUACUCUUUACCCACGUCACAUACGAAUCCAAAAAGUUUCUCUGAGGCAAAUCUAGUCGAGGACUUGGCAGUGUUACUCAAAGCAGCGGCUGUUGUUGUUCAAGGUAGCAGCUGCUUAUUGUGUCUGAACAGUCUUGGAAAGCUGCUUGCUCUGAGUCUGCCCAACCUGUCACCGCUUAUGGACGUGGAGUGUUCGUUUCUUAUGAAAGAUUACAGAUUUCUUAGGACGCUUGUGUUCUCUGAGGACGCUCAAGCAGUCAUUUUGUGCUCCCCGUUUGAAAUUCAAAGGCUCUCGAUGUUUGCCAGACCAGGAAUGUUAACAGAAAAUCAGGGUUCGUUGUUCCGUGCCAUGGAGACACCCGAACCCCCAAGUAAAGGUUUCUUCAGCAGCUUAUUCAGCACUGCUGUAUCACCUCUUGAUAGAGAACAGCUCUUUGGAACAGCCAGCGGGAGUGCGUCCCGCAGUUUGACCAAUCGCUUCCAUGGGCCAGGAAUGGAAAAACUGCAGGAAACGUCUAGUGGAUUGGCUGGUGUUCUGGCUAAAAACAAACAGGCUCUUACAGAGCGGGGUGAGAAGCUUUCUGAUCUCGAGAUGAAGACUGCUGAGAUGAAUGUGCGAGCUAAGGCCUUCGCGGACGCUGCUCACCAACUGUCACUCAAAUAUAAGGACAAGAAAUGGUAUCAAGUCUAAGAAUGCCCUCGCGUGUUUUUCACGCGCUCGUCCGUGUUCGUCACGUGGCUACAUAGCAGUGAUGCUGACCUUUGGAUGACAUUAGAAAUUAUUUCCCUGCGCAUGUUGGAGGCAUAAAUGUUGAUAGAUGAUUGCAUGAAUACAAAGAAAUCGAAUUCUUUGCGGCGCCUGGAGAGUUCGAUUGAAAUAGAAUUUACACACGUGCGUAAAUAAUUGUUAACCUCUUUCGAGUUAUCGGGCAAGGAGAGAAGCAGAAGACUCGCUUUAGAAAUAUUCAAACCAUUAAGAAAAUUAUUUAAAUGAAUAAUUAAUCGUGUAUUUUUGUAGUGUUUAAAGAUAUAAAAGGGUUGUAAGCAUUUUCAUCAGUUUUUAGUCAACAGAGUAAACUUCUUGGGGCAUCGUCCGAAUUUUGUCAUUGGUAUGAAAAACUGAGAAAAGGUGUUGAAAUAGAGUACCAGAUAUUCAAAAUUACAAGUAAACAAAGAUUAGCGCAAGAAAUCCUCGUUUUUGCCACAUUAUUGGUGGAAUGUCUUCCCCAGUUGUAAGCCAUUUGUCUGUGACAGUUUUUGCAAUCUACGGUACUUGGCAUCACAGUUUCAACGCCAGUUUCGAGCAGUUUUUAUUUUAGUGGUCAAUGUUCGAUAUGUACGAAGACUGUUCUGUAAGAACUUGAAUUCAUUUGUGGAAA
Messenger RNA from Pocillopora damicornis (cauliflower coral), 4061 nucleotides. RefSeq names its product syntaxin-binding protein 5. The record is from RefSeq and is a predicted model, not a curated record. Gene Ontology annotation, molecular function: myosin II binding; GTPase activator activity; syntaxin binding. NCBI's taxonomy places the organism in Eukaryota, Metazoa, Cnidaria, Anthozoa, Scleractinia, Pocilloporidae. Gene Ontology annotation, cellular component: cytoplasm; plasma membrane; SNARE complex. Gene Ontology annotation, biological process: exocytosis; Golgi to plasma membrane transport.